AUGUCUUACUUUUUUUGUCUUUUGUUAAAUAAUUCAAGUAAUUCAACAAGUGCUUGUUCAUCAUCAUCAUCAUCAUCAACAAAUGAUAUGUUAACUAUGGAAGAUCAUAUUCAAUCAUUAAUAUCUAUGGGAUUUCUUGAUCGAGAUUUAAAUCGUAGAGCAUUAAUUAAAGCUCAUAAUGAUAUAAGCGAAGCCGUAACGAUGUUAACUAGUUCAGUCUAUUAUAAUGAUGAUAUUCUUAUACCAACUGAAGCAAUGGUAUCAACCUUCAUUGGCCCAUUAACUGAAGAACAACUCGAACGACAACAGCAACAAACAGUUCCUUCAAAUAAUAACAAUAAUAAUAAUAAUAAUAAUAAUAAUAAUUCAAAUGGUUCACAUUCUGUAUCGUCGGAUGAAUAUUCAAUAAAUAAUUUUAAUUCAUUUACAACUAAUGCUUUUCUUGAUCUUGAAACAAAAGUUUAUGGUGAUAAUUGGUCAAUACCUUAUAAACGUAUGUAUGAUUUUAUUUUAUCAUAA
Messenger RNA from Rotaria sordida, 519 nucleotides. NCBI's taxonomy places the organism in Eukaryota, Metazoa, Rotifera, Eurotatoria, Philodinida, Philodinidae. The record is from the annotation of a GenBank genome assembly.